CAUCAGCCCAAGUCCUUCCACAAGCGCCAUGGCCGCGUCGCCGCGCAUCGCCGUGCUGCAGCUCUCGCCCGCACAUGGCGCGCCCCUCGAGAACGCGGCGCGCGUGCAGCAGAUGACAUCGCACUUGAAGCGCGGAGAAGUGGAUCUGCUGAUCUUGCCCGAGAUGGCCCUGAGCGGCUACAUCUUCCCCACUCCUGCCUCCAUCGAGCCGUCCCUCGAGCGUCUCUCGACUCGUAGCAGCAGUAGCAGAACAUCUUCAUCAUCUCCAACGCAAGCCCUGUGCUCCUCCCUCGCGCGCCGUCUCGAGUGCUACGUGCUCUGCGGGCUGCCCGCUCUCCUUGCCCACGCCUUCUCUUCCUCCUCCGCUAGCUCCGCCGCAUUCGACGCUCGUCCAUCCGAGCCUUCUCCCUCCGGAUCAGGGCGGUCGAAUGCAGGCGAGGAGGGAGCGUACAAUGCCGCUCUCCUGCUCGAUAGAACAGGAGAGGCGGUGCAUGUGUUUCGCAAACACUUUUUGUAUGAGGCUGAUGAGGCGUGGGCUUGCGAAGGACCGGGAUUCGAGUUUGUUGAUCUGCCGAAGCCGCUUGGACGAUUGGCAGUAGGCAUCUGCAUGGACCUGAACCCCUAUCGCUUCCAAGCCGCCUUCGACUCAUUCGAGCUCGCUUCGUUCUGCGUCAGGAAUCACGUCGAUACGCUGGCGCUGCCUAUGGCGUGGCUCAAGCCCGAAGUGGAAGAUGAGGAGCAGGCCAGCGCGAAGAGCGAGGCAGCCGAGGGCCAGAGCGAGGGCGAGCUGGAACAGGACGCUCGUCAAGCGCAGCACCAAGCGCAGCAAAUGAUCCACUACUGGCUGCUCCGGCUCACUCCUCUCCUCGAAGCACCGCAUCGCUGUGUAGUGGCUUGCGCGAAUCGCGUGGGGCAAGAAGGAGGGACCGUGUUCGGAGGCUCUUCAUGCGUGCUGCAAGUUGGUGGAGGAGAUGUGAGGGUGAAGGGAUGGAUGUGCGAGGAAGAGGCGCUGCUCGUGGUCGACCCAUGACGAGCCUCUGGCCUCGCUUCUCUGUGCAACUACGCUGGAGCAGCCAGAGCAAUGCACGAGCGCGAAAGAGGCAUGAUUACUAGGUACAAGAACGUGGAGUCGUAGAGGAGUCAUCGUCGUCAUCGGGCAUCGGCAUGGACAUCGGCAUCGGUCCGCCUUGCCGCUCAGCCGCGUCUCGGGGCCGAUCGCGUCCCACGCGCCUUCACUUCGGCGGGUAGCCCUGCAUCUGCCCCUGCGGAUAUCCUCC
Messenger RNA from Tilletiopsis washingtonensis, 1277 nucleotides. Its product is annotated as carbon-nitrogen hydrolase. The coding region runs from base 29 to 1030 and encodes 333 amino acids. Lineage: Eukaryota; Fungi; Basidiomycota; Exobasidiomycetes; Entylomatales. The record is from RefSeq and is a predicted model, not a curated record. Gene Ontology annotation, biological process: protein catabolic process. The transcript has 7 exons. Gene Ontology annotation, molecular function: protein-N-terminal glutamine amidohydrolase activity; protein-N-terminal asparagine amidohydrolase activity.